Effrenium voratum is the source of this 1892-nucleotide messenger RNA. The record is from the annotation of a GenBank genome assembly. Lineage: Eukaryota; Dinophyceae; Suessiales; Symbiodiniaceae.
GUUCGGGUGACUUCUGAAAGCUUGGCGGCCCAAAGUGGCCGCAGCAAUGCGCUUGCUGCUUGGCCUUCUGCCACUGGUGCGAUGUGCGCCGUGCGAUCUUCCGGUGAAGCGCAUCGAGCAGGGGGUCUUGCAACGCUCCUCUCCCAGCCAGCAGGAGUGGGCGGCAGCCUUCGACGUCUCUGUCGCAGAGUGGCAGGCAGUGGUCCAAGAUGAGGAAGAGGCUGAAGAGCUGAGGGAGCUACUGGAGCAAGGCUAUACUGACUGGGCUUCGCAGAAGCUGGCAGAGUCACACCUGAGCAUCGAUGUCAGCCAGCGCAACCGGCUGCGGGCUGCGAAGCAGGUCACCGAGUUUGUGCUGCAGAAUUCCAAGAUAGGUGAGCUCUAUGCCAACCGGCGGCUUGCAGAAGCUACACCGCUCUUCUACUUCCUGGGCUUCGGCGUGCCUGAGGAAAUCGCACCCUUCCACCAGGAGUUGCGAACCAUGUGGAAAAUCUCCAGAACCUCCAGGUUUGCGGAUGGCCUUCCCAAGGGAACUAAGGAGUGCCUGGCCCUCUGGCAGCAGGCCACCGCCGCCUCCACAGAGGAGCAGCUUGCCAGACAACUUUGCAAGUGCUCCGACUUGUGGGUGUGCGGCCAGCAUGGGGCUGAGAAGGACUUGCACUUGGUGCGCGUGACCUUGAAGGAGCCGCCCGUGAACCUCCAGGACUUGGACUUGGAGGGCCUGGUGCAGCUAAAAGGCGUGCGCGUUUUGGAGUUCGAAUCUUGCGAGUGGCUGCGAGCAGGAUCCUUCAAGGUGGUGGCAAGUGUGUUCCCCAACGUGCGGACUGUCCGUUUUAUUUCGGCGCAGGAUCUACCAGAUUGGGAUCCUAUUGCGCUGCCGGCUUGGGCUGCUGGCAUCUUUGGACUAGACAUUGAAGUGGUGGGGCCCGCCGUGCCCAGCUGGUUUUGUGGCUUCACGGGCAUCCGGAACCUUCACGUGAGCCCCCACCUCGUGAGCAAGGAGGACAGGGCAGUGAAAAGCUUACCAGCCUGCCUUGGAGCGAUGUCACAGCUCCUACAUGUGAACGUGGUUGGCUGCAACCUCACAGGACCUGAAUCCAUGCCUCCGGAGCUUGGCAAUCUCACGGGCCUCCGGAUGUUCGAGGCUUUUGAGAAUGGCAAGCUCGGCCACGAUGAAGAAGAGCAUGCAUGCCCAGGCGACUGGGUGCCAGACCGCAGCCGCUGUGUGCCUGGCUAUGUGGCACGCGCAGAUGGAACGCCCCCAGUGUGGCGCUGCCCAGUCCACGGCUGGAACAUCCGCCUGGAUGACAUGUCUCUGCCUUGGUGGAGGUGGCGCUCCCUUGAGAAGAUGCACUUGGAUGCCAACUUUAUCCAUGGUGGGAUCCCGGAGGACUUGCCGCAGCACUGGCCGCAUUUGCGCUCACUGGACCUUCAUGACAUGAAUCUGACGGGCCCGCUGCCAAUGUCCCUUACGCAGCUGGAGAACCUGACCCAGCUGCAGGUCCAGCUAAACGAUUUGCACUGCUCUGAUGGUGCCGACGUUGUGGCGGAACUCCUGAUGAAGCCCAAAAUGCGAACUCUCUCCAUGGAUGCGAAUCCAAAGCUUUGCGGGUGUGUGCCCAAAGUCGUCCGACCGCACCUGCGCCUGCAAGUGGGCGAAACUUCCAUCAAAGUGGGCUGUGAUGCAGAGCUUUGACAUGGGAGACACGCCGCUCAUCGCAUCUCGUCGCGGGCCGGUCGUCGCAGCUCCGGAUGGCGGUGGCGCAGUCGGAGGAGUGCUGCCAAAGCUAGCAGCUACAACAAAGCGCCGGCCCAUGGGUUUCUCCAUGCUGUACAUAUAGCUGGCUAUGCAUGUCACAUGCAGCUUGGAUUAGGCGAAGAAAGCAAGUGUC